AUGUCCCGAGAUAAUGUCUCGAGCUGCUUCAAGGACCGUCAUCUGAUCAUUGUUGGCGACUCGACCAUGCGCCAGAUCUACUUCGCUGCCAUGACGCGCCUCGACCACCACGUCGCCGAGAGAGCUAUCCUCGACUUUGCCGUCUCUGUUGACAAGCACCAGAAUCUGUCAAAAGAGGUUGAAGGCGUCAAACUUGAGUUUGUAUGGGACCCGUGGCUCAAUUCCACCGGCCUUUUCAACCAAUUGGCUCGAUUCCGGGAACGUCCCGGUUCCGCCGAUUACGAGAGACUCGUCCGACAAGAGGGGAGGGACUCGCCGGCCCUGAUCGUCGUCGGCACUUCAGGUCUGUGGGCGGCCCGCCAGGGCGGUGAUCGGUAUUUGGAGCUCUUCAGAGAAGGCAUCAAUGUCCUCUUGCCGUACCUGCACAAGAGCAUCGACGCAUCGAUGGUCUUACCCAAGAGCAAGUCGCAGCCGGCGUUUGACGAAUUAUCCAACCAUGUGCUCGUCGCACCCGUGCCUAUUCCCGCUUACGACAAGCUUACCUCGUCCCGCGCGCGAGCCAUGACGCCAGAGAGGAUCGGCGCUAUGAAUUGGAACCUGGAGCAUUUGGAACAGUCUGAGCAAUCGCACAUCGUUUGGGGUUACCAUGCCAUGACCGAGGGUUACGGCAACGCCUUGCUCGAUGAUGGUAUUCAUGCUGUCGACAUCAUUGCCGAAAGGAAGCUCGACGUCAUUCUCAAUGCUCACUGCAAUGCCGGGCUGAUCAGACGAGGGUACGCUAACCAGAUCACCUGUUGCGUGCCGUAUCCACCUCUUGGACGAGUGCAGCUUCUACUUCUUGGUCUCAACAUACUGACUCUACCUGUUCUAUUUCUGAGUCGGCAGCAGGAGGCGUUUCCGUCUCCUCGAACGUCCCGUAUCAUGGACACCCUUACGGCGGUAGCGACGCUGCUCGUUGCCGCAGUAUACUGCCUUCUCGCUGACCGGACUCACGUCCUUGCGAAACAGGAUAAACACUUUGAUGUGUCCGACUUCGUCAUGCCCUUGUUCGGUCUCGCAAUGCUUGCAGUACUGUCUCUCCGCUCCAGAGUACCCGUCCGGUCAUCGACAAGGGGCCUUACAACGACGUCGUUCCUGUCUCGUGAGCAGACGGAUGAAUGGAAAGGGUGGAUGCUGGUGUUUAUUUUGAUGUACAAUUAUCACGCAGCAUCCGAGUCCCUGGCGAUGUAUAAGGUACACAAGUUUCUCGUCGCCACUUUCAUCUUCCUGUUCACCUACGGUCAAACGAUGUACUUCCUUCGGACCGAGGACUACUCGCUGCGCAGAGUUGCGUUUGUAUUGUGUCGACUGAAUUUGCUCACCUGUCUCCUGGCCUUCACAACGUCCAGCGAAUGGAUCGUCUACACUGCGCCGCUAAUGACCUUUUGGUUUGGUGCCACCUACGCAUCUUUGGCGUGCUUCAAGAAGGCCAACAGCAACCCUGUGACUUUCUUCCUAAAAGUUAUCACGUUUGCUACUUGCAUAACCUACCUGGUGCAAAGCACGCGCGUUCCGGAGUGGCUCAUGUCGAUGCUCAAACCAACCUGCGGUAUCUACUGGGAUUUGGAGAUUCUUCGCGCGCACUUCAAGCUGGAUCGCUUCAUCCCGUGGUUUGGCAUACUCACGGCUGCGGCCACACACCGAGUCUCGGUUCUCAGGCGUCGCCAACUCGGCGUCAAUUCCCAGGCGUCGUUCGAGAGGACCAAUAAUGCGCUUGACCGUGCAUUGUUGGAGAUUGUCUAUCCCGAACGAGACGCGAUACCGGUGAAGCCGAUAAUGAUCCUCUUCUCCUUUGCCUAUCUCGUUGUUUUCAUCACACUCGCUUUCAUCACCGAGGUCUACCGCAACAACGACGCAUACAACGCUUACCACCCAUACACCAGCCCGUGGUUUGUGCUGUCGGCCAUCAUCGUAAGGAACUCUUUUGGAGCUCUGCGUGAGCUCCACAUUCCACUUGCAGCGUCCCUAGGGCAGAUUUCUCUGGAGGCUUACGUUUUGCACCACCACAUCUGGCUUGCAAGCGAUGGGGCGGGAGUCUUGAGGAUUGGCAGCCGAAGCCGUAUUCCCAGGGAAGCGGAGGUGCUAAUCGUUGCCGCCGUCUUCGUCUGGGCUUCUUCCAAGUGUCACGGCGCCACGCUGACAAUCGUCUCCGGGCUGACUGGGACGCAGAAGAGGGAGCAGACCGAAGACAUCUCGUUGGGCAGGGCCUUGCCAGUUAAGGACGAUAGGAGGAGUCCUGUUCCGUGGCAGAGUGCAGCGGCGGCGGAGAAGGCGGCAGAGGGGAGGACGGUAGACGGUUCAUCUGUCUCGCCCAGCGCCUUGCGGCUGAGGAUCGUGGGCUUGCUGGCCAUGUUGUGGUUUGGAAACAUGCUUUAUGGCGCUUGA
Molecule: messenger RNA, 2424 nt
Organism: Colletotrichum spaethianum
Lineage: Eukaryota; Fungi; Ascomycota; Sordariomycetes; Glomerellales; Glomerellaceae
Product: putative O-acetyltransferase SAT14
Exons: 1
Coding region: 1-2424 (807 amino acids)
Source: RefSeq, a predicted model, not a curated record